Messenger RNA from Triticum urartu, 1940 nucleotides. RefSeq names its product nucleolar protein 56. NCBI's taxonomy places the organism in Eukaryota, Viridiplantae, Streptophyta, Magnoliopsida, Poales, Poaceae. Gene Ontology annotation, cellular component: small-subunit processome; box C/D methylation guide snoRNP complex. The record is from RefSeq and is a predicted model, not a curated record. Gene Ontology annotation, molecular function: snoRNA binding.
UCUUCCCCUCUCCCUAAAACCCUAACCCCUCCCCCCCCUCCCCCUCCCAAACCCCUCAGCCGCCGCCGGCGAACGCGCGGCGAGAUGGCGCUCUACCUGCUCUUCGAGUCCGCGUCCGGGUACGCGCUCUUCCACGCGCACGGCAUCGACGAGAUUGGGCAGAGCGUCGACGCCGUCCGCUCCACCGUGCUGGACCUCAAGCGGUUCAGCAAGGCCGUCAAGCUCGCCGGGUUCACCCCCUUCCUCUCCGCCGUCGACGCCCUCAACCAGUGCAACGCCAUCUCCGAAGGGAUCAUGACUGACGAGCUUAGGAACUUCCUGGAGCUCAACCUGCCCAAGGUGAAGGAGGGGAAGAAGGCCAAGUUCACCGUCGGCGUCAUGGAGCCCAAGGUCGGGUCCCACAUCACCGAGGCCACCGGAAUCCCUUGCCAGUCCAACGACUAUGUCCAGGAACUGCUUCGUGCAGUGCGGCUGCAUUUCGAUCAAUUCAUUGAGCAACUCAAGCCAUCUGACCUGGAGAAAGCCCAGCUAGGUCUGGGACAUAGCUAUAGCAGGGCCAAGGUGAAGUUCAAUGUGAAUCGUGUGGAUAAUAUGGUGAUUCAAGCGAUCUUUCUGUUGGAUACACUUGACAAGGAUGUCAAUUCCUUCUCUAUGAGAGUGAGGGAAUGGUAUGGAUGGCAUUUUCCUGAGCUGGUCAAGAUUGUGAAUGACAAUUACCUCUAUGCUAAGCUUGCCAAGUUUGUGGUAAACAAAUCAGACUUGUCAGAGAAGGACAUACCAGCUUUAGCGGAUCUAAUUGGAGAUGAAGACAAGGCAAAAGAAAUUGUUGAGGCAGCAAAGGCAUCUAUGGGCCAGGAUCUUUCACCUGUUGAUUUGAUCAAUGUCCAACAGUUUGCUCAGAGGGUCAUGAAUCUAUCCGAGUACCGUAAAAAUCUCUAUGAGUAUCUGGUGACAAAGAUGAAUGACAUUGCUCCAAACCUGACGUCAUUGAUUGGUGAAAUGGUUGGAGCUCGGCUAAUCUCUCAUGCUGGCAGUCUUUCAAAUCUUGCAAAAUGCCCUGCUUCUACUCUGCAGAUACUGGGUGCUGAAAAGGCACUCUUCAGAGCUCUGAAAACACGUGGAAACACACCAAAGUAUGGCCUCAUAUUCCACUCAUCUUUUAUUGGUCGUGCAUCAACCAAGAACAAGGGAAGGAUGGCUCGAUACCUUGCAAACAAAUGUUCCAUUGCUUCACGUAUUGACUGCUAUUCAGAUAUGAGUAGCUCCAUUUUUGGUGAGAAGCUGCGUGAACAAGUUGAGGAGAGGCUAGAUUUCUACGAUAAGGGUGUUGCACCCCGCAAGAACCUUGAUGUGAUGAAAGCUGCUAUUGAUGGCUUGACAAACACAGAGGAUGAUGACGGCAAAGAGAAUGGUGACGCAUCUGUGAAGAAAAGCAAGAAGAAGUCCAAAGCUGAGGCUAACGGUGACGCGAUGGACGUUGAGAAUGCCGCAACAGAAGCUGAAACUGGAACCGAGAAGAAGAAGAAAAAGAAGCACAAGCUUGAGGAGCCGCAGGAUGUGGAGAUGCAAGCCAAUGGCGAUGAUGAGACCCCUAAGAAGAAGAAAAAGAAGAACCGCGACGCCGAGUCUGUUGAUCCUAAGACGGGCACCGAGGGGAAAUCCAAGAAAAAGAAGAAGAAAUCCAAGGCUGAUGACGACGAGUAGUAGAUUAGUACCUAAGUACCUAGCAGCGAGUGUUCAAGUCGAUUGAGGAUGAAAUUUUUUGUACCGACUGUUUAAGUGUGUACUCUUUGAGCCUCUUUGAGCCCUUGACGAGGUCUGUAAUGUAGCUUCAUGGACUGAAGCGGCGUAUCUGUAAUACAUUUGAUGUUGCAGUAUGUCGUUUCUUGGGGAUGGCUUAGCUUUCCUAUAUAAAUGGAAUGGCAUUGUUGGCACUGGUA